AUGGCUGCUGCGCUGGCGGCGACUCUGCCGACCGCGCCUGCUGCACCUCAGCCAGUCGCGCCCACUUACGAGGCGAUCCCUGCAUCGAUGAGCAAGCUCAUUGACGUCGAGGCCGAAAUACCCUUGACAGAGGUCCAGCUGGACGGUAUGGUAGUUAGCAAAAUCAUGAAGCACGCUGCCGAAUCUACCACUCCCAACGCGAACGGCCUACUUCUUGGCCUCGAUCUUGACGGCACCCUUGAAGUCUCGAACUCUUUCGCGCUCCCCGCACACCUUGCCGACGAAGAUGACAAGGCGAACAAGUCGAUGGCACGCUAUCAGGCAUCCAUGAUUCGCUCCUUGAAGGAGGUGCAAGGCGACGAUGGUGUCGUCGGCUUCUACCAGGCUACUACAAUGGGUGCAUUCUUCAAUCAGACCCUCAUCGAAACACAAGUCGCCAACCAAGAGCGACUUCGUCAUGGUGGCGUUGUUGUCGUUCACGAUCUCACCCAGGCAGCUCGCGGUGUGGCCGCCUUCCGUGCCUUCCGUCUUACCCCAGCGUUUUUGGACGCGUACAAGAGCUCUAACUUCAGCUCAUCAGGGCUCGCUACCCGUCGCCUUACCUUCUCUACCAUACUCGAAGAGAUCCCUCUCAAAAUCCGCACGAACCCGCUGCUGAGCGCGUUUGUCAACUCGCUUUCCAAGUCAACACCAUCCACCAGCGCCGAUGCCUCGCCCGAGACCUCUGCGUCGUGCGCAUUGCCGCCAUCGUUCAGAGCACUCGAUUUGGGCCCAACUGGCCUGACGCGCAACCUGGAGCAGAUCAUCGAUACCGUCGAUGCCUACCGUACCGAAGAGGGUAACCUCGCGUACAUGUCGCGGCAAAUCGCAAGGGAAAAGGCCAAGGCGGACUCCUACGUUGCGAAGCGCAAGGAGGAGAACGCAACGAGGGUGGCCCAAGGGUUGCCUCCCUUGCCCGAGGAGGACGUGUCGCGGAUAUUCAAGAUCCCGCAGGAGCCAAGCAGGUUGGACAGCAUGCUGUUGCUCGGGCAGUUGGACUCUUACGGGAACAGCCUUGGUGGGACAUCGCGGACCGGGUUGGUGAAGAUGUACGGCGCAAAGGCGAACAGCGCGAGCGCCUGA
Schizophyllum commune H4-8 is the source of this 1122-nucleotide messenger RNA. RefSeq lists its product as uncharacterized. The record is from RefSeq and is a predicted model, not a curated record. Gene Ontology annotation, cellular component: cytosol; eukaryotic translation initiation factor 3 complex; eukaryotic 43S preinitiation complex. Bases 1 to 1122 code for a protein of 373 amino acids. Lineage: Eukaryota; Fungi; Basidiomycota; Agaricomycetes; Agaricales; Schizophyllaceae. The transcript is spliced from 5 exons. Gene Ontology annotation, molecular function: translation initiation factor activity; metallopeptidase activity; protein binding.